AUGCCGAUGGACGCCGACCGUGACGAACGUCCCGGAUCCGCAUCUUCAACAGGACAGACGGCCAGCUCUUCAACCAACGGUGAAUGUACUUCCAGUCGCGUGUAUUCACAAUUAUCGUCCAUGAACUUGUCUUCGCCGACGACUACGCCCUCAACGCCACCUCGGAUUGGACAUGCAAAGGAGCAUGGACCUCAUCGCCGCCGCUCGUGACAACUUCGGCCUGGUCAUCAGCACGGAGAAGAUGGUGAUAAUGCAUCAACUACCACUGGACGCUGCCUAAGUUACACUCCAAAUCAACGUGAACGGCGCCCAAAUUCAAACCGUGGACAAUUUCACCUACCUGGGCAACACCCUAUCUCGCAGUACCAAAAUCGACAAGAAAGUGGCCCGCAGCAUUUCCAGGACCGGCCAAGCCCUCGAUCUCCUGCAAAAUACAGUCUGCAAUCGCCACGGUCUCAACAAGGUGAACAAGGCAGUCAUCUUGCCGACGAUGCUGUACGGAACGGAGACCCAUGUGGUCUACGAGAAGCAGGCGCGGAGGCUCAACCACUUCCACCUCAGCUGUCUUCGACGGAUACUACAACUGAGGUGGCAGGACCGGAUUCCCGAUACGGAUGAACUGGAGCGGACGGGAAUCCUCAGCAUUUACGCCAUGCUGAGACAACAGCAAAUGCGCUGA
Molecule: messenger RNA, 679 nt
Organism: Spirometra erinaceieuropaei
Lineage: Eukaryota; Metazoa; Platyhelminthes; Cestoda; Diphyllobothriidea; Diphyllobothriidae
Source: the annotation of a GenBank genome assembly